AUGUUUAAAGUAGCAACAAGAGUCGGUGAAAGUGUCCCACCAGACACCCAGCAUGCAGUUUCAGUUUCUUUACCUACUUGGGAAAGUAAUAUUGGAUAUAGGGAACUGAAUCCUGUUGUAAUGGAAAAGUUUGUUUGUGGAUACCCAAGAGUCUUCGUUCCACUGGUAAAUCAAGAUUUUUGCAAUAAAGUACUUGAUAAAUAUUCUAAACCAUCGUCAUCAGAAAACGGUGAAGCAAUUGAAGAAAAAUGUUUAAUUUUCCCCUCAUUGCAAGUGGCUAAAAUUUGCGUUGAUUUUGUUACAAAACUUUCAAAUAAUUUGGCCAAAGUUAGAAUUGUAAAAGUUUCAGGUAUUGGCAAAAAAAGCACACCACAGGUUUAUGCUGUUAUAGUCGAUGCAGAAAAUUAUCCUCACUUGAAAGAGUACUACCAAAUUGCUGGUGAAGGUAUAAGUAGCAGACUAGGUAAUUACCUACUUAAUGGUGAUGAUGGUUGUGACCCUGAUGAACUUGCUUUAGCUGGUUCCAAUGCCAAAUCGGUAGUUAAAAGGAGGAUUUCCGAUGAAAUCACUGAUACUAUGAAUAAAUGUGGCACCGAUUGUAGCAAUGCAAAAUUAGAUGCAAAUAAAGAUAUUUCCUUAUAUUCUAGCGGUAUGGCCUCCAUUUUUUCAGCACUAAAAUUGAUUUUAAGUUUUGAUAAUGAAGGUAGUACAAGCUUUAUUGGCAAAAAAAAAACUGUUAUGUUUGGUGUUGGUUUUAGUGAUACUAUAACUCUAUUAGAAAGAUUUAGUAAUAAUUAUUUUUUGCCAUAUGAUAAAAGUUCUACUGCUUUAACCUAUCUAGAAAAUGAAAUUUUAAUUAAAUCUAAACAAGAGAAUGAUCCCGUCUUGGCUGUUUUUUUGGAAACACCAUCGAAUCCAUUGGUAAAAAUGGCGGAUUUGAUUAAAUUGCACGAGUUGUCAAUCAAAUAUGGAUUUUAUCUUGUUGUAGAUAAUACCGUUUCCGGUUUCGUGAAUUUAAAUGUUUUACCCUACGCCGAUAUUGUAGUUUCUUCCUUGACCAAAUUAUUUAGUGGUGCCUCAAAUUUAUUGGCUGGUUCAUUAAUUUUAAAUCCAGGGGUUGGUGAUAAUACUACAACCCAGAAGAAAGCUUUGUAUGAUUUUGCGGUUAAUGAGUAUUUCCCUAAAUAUUAUGAAGAUUUGUUGUGGGAGGAAGAUGCAAUUGUAUUGGCUAAAAAUUCUGAGGAUUAUGUCGACAGAGUGCAUCAAACCAAUGCAAAUGCCGAAUGGUGUGUUAAUGAGGUAUUAAUGCCAUAUAAGGGGAAACUUUUUAAGGGUGUUAAUUAUAUAACCACGAAAGACGAUGAUGAUAAUGAAACUUUAAAAAAUUAUACUGCCAUCAAAAAUCCAGUUGAUGGAGGAUAUGGUACUCUAUGCUCAGUAACAUUUUACGAUCUGGAAAAGGCCAAAGCCUUUUAUGAUAAUUUGAAAGUUUGCAAGGGGCCUUCUUUGGGUACAAAUUUUACCCUGUCUUGUCCAUAUACUCUUUUAGCCCAUUAUUUUGAUUUGGAAGAAGCUGCUGAACAUGGUUUGGAUAAAACGUUAAUAAGGAUAAGUAUUGGCAUGGAAAAUAGAGAGGAAUUAAAAACUGUUUUUAAUAAGGCCAUUAAAGCAGCAUUACAAGCUUGA
Saccharomycodes ludwigii is the source of this 1686-nucleotide messenger RNA. RefSeq lists its product as uncharacterized. The record is from RefSeq and is a predicted model, not a curated record. Gene Ontology annotation, molecular function: pyridoxal phosphate binding; cystathionine gamma-synthase activity. The coding region runs from base 1 to 1686 and encodes 561 amino acids. The transcript has a single exon. NCBI's taxonomy places the organism in Eukaryota, Fungi, Ascomycota, Saccharomycetes, Saccharomycodales, Saccharomycodaceae. Gene Ontology annotation, biological process: transsulfuration.